GAGAGAGGGAGGGAUAGAGAGUGUGUGUUUAGGAUUCACGCAUUGGGUCAGCCAACUAAACGUGUUGCUCAAACUGAGAGAGGGAAUACGAAACGCUUGUAAUGACAGCAGCGUCAAGAUAGCUGAAUUGCGCGAGUAAACAAGAGGCUUCGCGCAGCUGAUAGCAACAAAUCAGGCAGACAGAUCCGAAAGAGACACGGAAAAAGGAUCUAGUUUGGGUUGGCCCGAAAGCGUGGACAAGGCUGUAAACCAGAAAAGACAUGGCGGAUGCUGACUUGGACUUCACAACAGGCGAUGCAGGUGCCUCUGCUACCUACCCCAUGCAGUGCUCUGCCCUGCGCAAAAAUGGUUUUGUGGUUUUAAAGGCUCGACCAUGCAAGAUUGUGGAGAUGUCCACAUCUAAGACCGGUAAACAUGGACACGCCAAGGUUCACAUGGUGGGCAUUGACAUCUUCUCUGGCAAAAAGUAUGAGGAUAUCUGUCCCUCAACCCACAAUAUGGAUGUCCCUAACAUCAAAAGAAUGGACUACCAGCUUAUUGGCAUACAGGAUGGCUACCUGUCUCUGCUCCAGGACAGCGGUGAGGUCAGAGAAGACCUGAAAAUGCCAGAGGGAGACCUUGGCAAAGAGAUAGAAAGCAAGUUCGAUGCUGGUGAGGAAAUCCUGAUCACUGUCCUGUCUGCUAUGAACGAGGAGGCUGCAGUAGCCAUCAAAGCCAUGGCUAAAUAAAACACAGCAGGGGUUGACAAGAUGCACCGGACCCGGAUAGGAGAGAAUUAGACCUCAGCAAUGCUAUCUUCCCUCCUUUUUCAUUCUUUCUUUAUUUCUCCCUCUCUGUACUUUAUAGCCCAUCUGUAGGUUAAAAACUAGGAAAUAAAUUUAAUAUUCAAAAUG
Messenger RNA from Rhinichthys klamathensis goyatoka, 893 nucleotides. Its product is annotated as eukaryotic translation initiation factor 5A-1. Gene Ontology annotation, biological process: positive regulation of translational termination; positive regulation of translational elongation. The coding region runs from base 261 to 728 and encodes 155 amino acids. Lineage: Eukaryota; Metazoa; Chordata; Actinopteri; Cypriniformes; Leuciscidae. The transcript is spliced from 6 exons. Gene Ontology annotation, molecular function: ribosome binding; RNA binding; translation elongation factor activity. The record is from RefSeq and is a predicted model, not a curated record.